Molecule: messenger RNA, 525 nt
Organism: Trichoplax adhaerens
Lineage: Eukaryota; Metazoa; Placozoa; Uniplacotomia; Trichoplacea; Trichoplacidae
Exons: 2
Coding region: 1-525 (174 amino acids)
Source: RefSeq, a predicted model, not a curated record
AUGGAUCGCAAUACCAUAGAAGGGAAUAGUUCACCACAACUAUCGACUUUUCAGUCUCAACCUGGAGUUGCAGGAGCGACAAUUUCUUCGAUAACCCAUUCGGCUAUUGGGCUAUUACAGCAUGAUGCGUCUGGUAAAGGAUUAUAUGUUGUAGAAGCACCGCAACAACAUGCUUACACAAUAUUUAACGGCGAUCAACGAUUUGUUGCUGGUAAUGUGGAUUUCAAUCCCAACUCUGCUGUUACCACAACAGGAAAUAAUGUUCACCAAAUUGCUUUGUACAGUAACGUUUUAUGCCGCGAUAGCACAGUGGUUGCGGUCAAUUGUGUUAGUCAUAAAGGACCGACUGUGCACUUUCUGUGGAACAUCAUGCAAAACAAGCGAUCACCAUACUCUCCCUACCGUUCAUUCGGUGUAGUCCGCGAUAUAGACCAGGGUUAUAAAGCGAAACCCCUCUCUCCAUGGCUAGCCUAUGAGUGUGGUGUAGCUAGACCGGGAACGGUUCGGUUCGGUUCAAUACCUUGA